This is a messenger RNA of Arthroderma uncinatum, 996 nucleotides long. Its product is annotated as uracil DNA glycosylase. Lineage: Eukaryota; Fungi; Ascomycota; Eurotiomycetes; Onygenales; Arthrodermataceae. The coding region runs from base 1 to 996 and encodes 331 amino acids. Gene Ontology annotation, molecular function: mismatch base pair DNA N-glycosylase activity. The record is from RefSeq and is a predicted model, not a curated record. The transcript has a single exon. Gene Ontology annotation, biological process: base-excision repair, AP site formation.
AUGCCAUUUACGGACGAUGAAGACGUUCCCCGGUCAUUCAAUGGAAGUCUGGACAAAUACAUCCAUUCACCAAAUGGGACCCCCAAUGCGUCUCCAGUGAAGUCUCUAAAACGAAAACUGGACGGCAAAGAGGACGAAGAAAAGGACGAGAAGAAGACCCCAGCACGGGUAUCGCCCCGGAAGACACGCUCGUCGAAAUCGCUGACGCAGUCUACUCUGAUAUCCAGUCCUUCAAGGCAAGGUACACGGUCAGCGCCUCCACAGACUGGUAGGGAUUCCAACAGCGAUGGCACGGAAUCGGGGACAGGAGCAAAUGCGUCGUCCGCCUCGACUCCAUCAAACGGCCCUGUUUCUCGCCUCCGAGACUCUACCCCGGAAAACCUCGUUCUAUUGCUCAUCGGCGUCAACCCGGGAAUCAUGACAGGCCAAACGGGACAUGCAUACGCUCACCCUUCGAACCUUUACUGGCGUCUCCUACACUCAUCAGGGAUAACCAGCUUCCGCCAUCCACCAUCUGAUACAUACAGGAUGCCGGAACUUUACUCUAUCGGCAACACAAACAUCGUGGUUCGUCCUACCCGCGACGCCAGCCAGCUAUCCAAGGCAGAGAUGAACGCAGGAGUCCCUGUGCUAGAGGAAAAAAUUGGACGAUGUCGGCCAGAGGCCGUAUGCUUGGUUGGGAAGGGCAUUUGGGAGGCUGUCUGGAGGGUCAAGCAUGGGAGAAAUAUCAAGAAAGAGGAGUUCAAGUAUGGAUGGCAGGACGAGUCAGAGAACAUGGGGCGUGUUAGACCGGUGCUUGGAGGUAAUAGUGAGGAUUCAUGGUUGGGUGCGAGGGUUUUUGUUGCGACGACAACAAGCGGGUUGGCAGCGUCGAUGAGCUUGCCGGAGAAACAAGCCAUUUGGAACGAGCUGGGUACUUGGGUGAAAGAGCGGAGAGAAGCAAGGGGGUUUGUUUUACCUACCAUGAGCCAGGCGUUAGGGUCUUUGGAUAAUUAG